CCUCAUAUAAAAGCCAUUCCUUUUCAAAAUCAGCAGAGCUCGCAAGCGGGCCACCGCCAUUUUCCUUUCUUCCCCAACUCUCCCAACACAAUUCCUCCAGCAGACAAACCUUCGAAUCCUCGAACCCUCCUCACAUGUUGCUCACCAAGCUCUCCCGCCAAAAACCAUCAUCACUUCCCUCCUUGAUCCUCUGGCGCCACCUCUUCUCCACCUCCACCGCCCCCGUCUCCUUCUCCCCCUCCUCGAGGCUCCGCACCCAAUACAAUUUCCGGCCGCCGCCGUCUCUCCUCUCCCGACACCCCAAAAGCCCUGACCCUGACCCUGACCACAAACCAAACCGCCCCGGCAAGAAAACCAAACCCCAGUACCGCCCCCCUUCUUCCCUCGACAAGGAAUCGAUCAAGGCCGUGAAAUCCGACCUCCCGUUCGACUUCAGGUUCAGCUAUACAGAGAGCACCCAGAGCGUGAGGCCCAUCGGUCUGCGGGAACCCAAGUACUCGCCCUUCGGGCCCGGGCGGCUCAAUCGGGAGUGGACUGGAGUAUGCGCCCCAGCAGUGGACCCGAAGGCAAGGUCGGUGGAGGAGGGAGUGGAGGACCCGAAGCUCGAGGAGAAGAGGAGGAAGAUGAGAGAGAGGAUUCAAGGGGAGCCCCUCUCUGCGGCCGAAAGGAAGAUCUUGGUGGAGAGCUGUCAGAGGAAAAGGACCAAUAGACAGAUUAAUUUGGGCAGAGAUGGUUUAACUCAUAAUAUGCUGAACGAUAUUUUCAAUCACUUGAGACGUGCUGAGGCAGUCAGAAUUAGAUGCAUGGGUGUUGCCACAGUCGAUAUGAAGAAUGUCUGUCACCAACUUGAGGACAAAACAUUUGGGCAGAUCAUACAUAGACAUAGUGGUCAGCUUAUCCUGUACAGAGGUAGAAAUUACAAUCACAAAAAGAGGCCCGUGAUUCCAUUGAUGUUGUGGAAACCCCAUGAGCCGGUAUAUCCCAGGUUGAUCAAAACUACAAUUGAUGGACUAAACAUCGAAGAAACUAAAGAAAUGAGGAAGAGAGGCUUAUCUAUUCCUCCUAUCACAAAGCUCGCGAAAAACGGAUAUUAUGCAAGUUUGGUGCCAAUGGUGAGGGAUGCCUUUCUCACCGAAGAGCUAGUCCGUAUAGACUGCCAGGGAUUAGAAAGGAGCGACUACAAGAAAAUAGGAGCCAAACUUAGAGACUUGGUUCCAUGUAUCCUUGUGACGUUCGAGAAGGAACAGAUUGUGGUUUGGAGAGGGAAGGACUAUAAACCUCCAGAGGACGGAUACUAUCCUCUCGACGAUUGGGAAUUGUGUGCUAGUUCAAACAAGGACAAAGUAAGCAGCUCGGGUGGUGUUGAUCAAUCAUAUGUGAGUACUAGCAACGAGGAGUUCUACUCUGGUGAUGAUGAUUAGCUCAUCUUUUUGAUAGAAAAUAGACAAAAUCCAUAGAUUAUUAUGUGAUUAAAAACAACGUUCUUCAGUGAAGAACGUGUUGGUUUUUCUAUUUAUGAUUGGUAGGCAAAGCAAGAAAAGGAACAGAAUGCGAAUGGAACCAACCAUACAAAAAUGACCAUUUUGUACGAUCGGUUUUCAUUCCAUUCCUUUUCUGUCGCGCCUAACCUUUAUUGUAUAGUGUAGAGCUCCUCAGCUGGAAAGAAUGAUGCAGUCAUCAGAGUUAGGGCUCCAGAUGAAAGGAAUACAUAACAGCCUAUGACAUUUUCAAUCGAGAAUUAUAAUUAUCGGGUAUCAUUCCGUGUAUUC
Molecule: messenger RNA, 1769 nt
Organism: Punica granatum (pomegranate)
Lineage: Eukaryota; Viridiplantae; Streptophyta; Magnoliopsida; Myrtales; Lythraceae
Source: RefSeq, a predicted model, not a curated record